This is a messenger RNA of Synchiropus splendidus (mandarinfish), 980 nucleotides long. It is a transcript of the gene neurog1, whose product is annotated as neurogenin 1. Gene Ontology annotation, molecular function: protein dimerization activity. NCBI's taxonomy places the organism in Eukaryota, Metazoa, Chordata, Actinopteri, Syngnathiformes, Callionymidae. Bases 74 to 649 code for a protein of 191 amino acids. The transcript has 2 exons. The record is from RefSeq and is a predicted model, not a curated record.
CGAGCUGACACACGCGAAGAGCAACACCUCCCGCAGAGCUCUGGACCAGAACCUUCCAGCACAAACUGCUGAUAUGGACGCCUUAUUCGCCGACAUCGACAGCAACAGCUGCGACUUCUUCCCGCACUCGGAGGAGGACGAGGACUCGUGCGGGAGCCCGCGCGCCUCCUCGCCCGACUCCUGCGCGCCCCCGCCGGCGCAGCAGCAGAAGAAGAGGCGCCGUGGCCGCGCACGCAACGAGGUGACCGUGCAGGUGGUGAAGAAGACGCGGCGGCUGAAGGCCAACGACCGGGAGCGGAACCGCAUGCACAACCUGAACGACGCGCUGGACGCGCUCCGCCGAGUUCUUCCCGCCUUCCCGGACGAGACCAAGCUCACCAAGAUCGAGACUCUGCGCUUCGCCCACAACUACAUCUGGGCUCUGUCCGAGACCAUCCGCAUCGCGGACCUGCAGGCGGGGAGGUCCAUCAGAGACACGCGGAGCCCCGCCGACAUCUGCGAGGCUCCGAGUCCCAGCGGAUCCUGGAGCUCCAGCUCCGGCUCCUCCUGCGCCUCCAGCCCCGGCAGCCCCGCCACGCUCGACCGCUUCAGCUUGACGCAGCCGGACGCGCUGCUCGGUUUCUGCAGCUUCGUGCCCAACAUUUACUGAGCAGAGUGACCGUAGACAUUCUCGACGAGGAGGAACCGCUGGAUUAAACGGAACCCAGUUUUGCCUUAUUGACUGAACUUAAUUUAAUGAUCUACUUUCUAGCCUUGUUUGUCGUUUAUUUGCUCUGUAAACAUGUUGCACUUUCCGCGCCAAUUCAGUUUCUCAGCCUCGACGUGUCAAAGGUGAAAAGUCAAUUUUACAAUUUGUUGUGUGAUGAAAAACAAAACAGAGCGUGAAAAUCGAGUUUCAAGGGGCCAACAAAAGAAUAGGCUCCCCAAAAGACCCCCCCUCCCCUCCCCUCCAGGCCCCCACACAGAGCCAGCCCUUGUUA